Molecule: messenger RNA, 1701 nt
Organism: Hippopotamus amphibius kiboko
Lineage: Eukaryota; Metazoa; Chordata; Mammalia; Artiodactyla; Hippopotamidae
Gene: PON2
Product: paraoxonase 2
Exons: 10
Coding region: 116-1225 (369 amino acids)
Cellular component (GO): extracellular region
Molecular function (GO): arylesterase activity
Source: RefSeq, a predicted model, not a curated record
GAGCCGGGCUCGCCGGCCUCGGGGCGGAGCGCGGCCCAGGCGCCCGAGUGGCACCGCGGGCGCCGCCCACAGUGCUCCCCGGCCCGGCCGAGAGAGGCGGCGCGGCUCCCGCGCCAUGAGGCGGCUGCUGGCUCUGAGCUUGCUGGGGCUAGCGCUGGCGCUCCUGGGCGAGAGGCUCCUGGCGCUCAGGAAUCGACUUAAAGCCUCUGGAGAAGUAGAAUCCGUAGAACUUCCAAACUGCCACCUGAUUAAAGGAAUUGCCACUGAAUUCUGUGUACCAUUAGCCCAGGACUCAGCUGGUGAAGAAGCGGGCUCUGAAGAUAUUGACAUACUUCCCAAUGGUCUGGCUUUCUUUAGUGUGGGUCUAAAAUGUCCAGGCCUCCACAGUUUUGCACCAGAUAAGCCUGGAGGAAUACUAAUGAUGGAUCUAAAAGAAGAAAACCCAAGGGCACUGGAAUUAAGAAUCAGCCGUGGAUUUAAUUUGGCUUUGUUUAAUCCACAUGGUAUCAGCACUUUCAUAGACAGUGAUGACACAGUUUAUCUCUUUGUUGUAAACCACCCAGAAUUCAGGAAUACAGUAGAAAUUUUUAAAUUCGAAGAGGAAGAAAAUUCUCUUUUGCAUCUAAACACAAUCAAACAUGAGCUUCUUCCAAGUGUGAAUGAUAUCAUAGCUGUUGGACCAGCACAUUUCUAUGCUACCAAUGACCACUAUUUCUCUGAUCCUUUCUUAAAGUAUUUGGAAACGUAUUUGAACUUGCACUGGGCAAAUGUUGUUUACCACAGUCCAGAUGAAGUUAAAGUGGUAGCAGAAGGAUUUGAUUCAGCAAAUGGGAUCAAUAUUUCACCUGAUAAAAAGUAUAUCUAUGUUGCUGAUAUAUUGGCUCAUGAAAUUCAUGUUUUGGAAAAACACCCUAAUAUGAAUUUAACUCAGUUGAAGGUACUCAAGUUGGAUACACUGGUGGAUAAUUUAUCUAUUGAUCCUUCCUCGGGGGACAUCUUGGUAGGCUGUCAUCCUAAUGGCCAGAAGCUCUUCGUUUAUGACCCGAACAAUCCUCCCUCAUCAGAGGUUCUCCGCAUCCAGAAUAUUCUAUCUGAGAAGCCUACAGUGACUACAGUUUAUGCCAACAACGGAUCUGUUCUCCAGGGAAGUUCUGUGGCCUCAGUGUAUGAUAGGAAGCUGCUUAUAGGCACUUUAUACCACAGAGCCCUGUAUUGCCAACUCUAAGUGUCCUUUUGCUAUGCAGGUGCGCUAGCUUCUCUUAACAAUUAAUUUUCUAUGAAUUGCUAAUUCUGAGGGAAUUUAACCAGCAACAUUGACCCAGAAAUGUAUGACAUGUAUAGUAAAUUUAUUUCAAUAAUGAAAGGCCCCCUUCAGUUCACGUAGCACUUUUAACAUAUAAAGAAAGUAAACAGUUUUUUUUAAAUGCUAAGUAAAGGUGAGAGAAGAAAGUUGCUUUUGGUAAAGUGAAUACACUAUGCACAAAAUAAGCCUCAUGUCUGCCUUCCAACUGCCAGAGCAUGAAUUCCACUGAAACAGGGUAGAUGAUAUUUCUUUAAAAUGUGAGUGAUCUCCGCUCCACCAGUGUGACCACUGUGACUCAGAACUACUGAUAGAUAACGUUUUGAUGUUUUGUACUUACAUCUUUGUUUACUAUUAAUAUGAAAGAGUUGGAGUUAUAUUAAAAACUAACUAAAAUCCAA